Molecule: messenger RNA, 1278 nt
Organism: Melampsora larici-populina 98AG31
Lineage: Eukaryota; Fungi; Basidiomycota; Pucciniomycetes; Pucciniales; Melampsoraceae
Exons: 5
Coding region: 108-923 (271 amino acids)
Source: RefSeq, a predicted model, not a curated record
CACCAUUUCUUUACUGUACACAGAACAAAACAAAUCCAUUUCGAAUAGAAAAAACAACCGAUCGAAAGGAAUUUGGCAUUAAAAUCUGGAACAUCGUUAGAAAAGAAAUGGAAAUCCCAAUGAACUUUAACCUUCAUCAAGUUUUAUUUGUUCAAGUUGGACUUUCGAUCUUAGCAUCUGGAUCAGUUUCACCUUCAUACAAUUUACCUAUUCAUCUUUAUGGUCUAUAUAAUCUAGAUAAUGAAGUUCAUCAUUUUCCUGGUGCUUCAGAUGGAUUACGUCAAUAUUCGAUCUUGUUAGUGGUCUCGUUUGGAUUAGAUUUAAUAUGGAUCUAUAAUUGGUCAUCCUCGAUUUCUUCAUUACCUUUUGUUUUGAUCUUGGUUGGGUUGAUUAUCAAACCGAUCUCAUGGAUGAUUUGUUUAUCUAAACUUAAUCAAACCUAUGGAACAACUGGAUUGACUGAAGUCUUUCUUCAACCUUCUUCGACUACGGCCGCUGCUUCGAUGCCUUUACCUAAUGGAUCGUAUCAUCAAGCUUCUUCGAACCUUUCUCGUGGAUUUCAACGUGAUUCGAAUCAUGGUUCCAAGUUUAGAUCCGAUCAGAACCGAAUCAUAAACACAACCAAACCAGGCCCUUCAUCAAUCUCACAUCAAUCCCAAUCAUCUCAACUCAUCAAUCCUUCUCAAGCUUAUCAUGAAUUUGAUUUAGAUUCAGAUGCUCAAAACUUAUCGGAUGAUGAUCUGAAAUUCGCGCAACAAGAACUUCAGAAUAGAAUUGCUCAAAAACAACAACAACAACAAUCACCAUUACUGCCAUUGAAACAAGAUGGGCAAGAAAGUUUGGGUGGGUUGGGUGGUAGUGGAAAGAGUUUGGGUCAAACGGUGGGGUUGGGUGAGCCUUUGAAAAGUGAACCACCGGUUUGAUGACUUUUGGAAAACUCGUGGGGUGUCUUACUCAUUAAUUCACACAUACUCUUAUCAGUUCUUCUCGUCACUUUGAAUGUGUUUUUCUUUUUAUAUUUUCAAAAAUUUCCAUUUUUUUUUGAAAACUCAUGAUGGAUUAAAUUAAAUUAUCUUAUCAUCAUCAAAACUUUUACCAUUUGUUUACUGAAUGAUUAUAUAUUUGAUUUUUAUCUAAUUUCUUUUCCCUUUUUUUUGAGGGUGAGGGGAGGUUUUUGGUUAUUUUUUUUUCUUUUCAAUUUGUUUGUUUGAUUUGAUUGACAUCUCCGCUAUAAAAAUGAUGAUAUCCUACUUUGCAUUUCUUUUCUUGGACCAACUU